Nicotiana attenuata is the source of this 1355-nucleotide messenger RNA. Its product is annotated as WAT1-related protein At5g47470-like. The transcript has 7 exons. The record is from RefSeq and is a predicted model, not a curated record. Gene Ontology annotation, molecular function: transmembrane transporter activity. Bases 107 to 1087 code for a protein of 326 amino acids. Gene Ontology annotation, cellular component: plasma membrane. NCBI's taxonomy places the organism in Eukaryota, Viridiplantae, Streptophyta, Magnoliopsida, Solanales, Solanaceae.
CAGAUAAUUAGGAGGAAAUCAAAUGGAUAUUUUUUCAAGAACAAAUUAUCCAUAUACUAGUUCUUUGCAAACCAAUAAUACCUUGAAUAAAUACUAGAAAAGAUCAAUGAGCCAAAAUAAUAUUGCAGGUGAAGGGAAGGUGAAUUAUGAGGAAAAAAAAAUGAAAAUAUCUGGUAAUACCGAGGCAAUAUAUUGCAGGAGUCAAUGGCCAAAGCAAAUGGGUUUGAAGUUAUUGAUUCAAUUAUUGUUAAUUUCUUUUGGAGGGGUGACAUUAUUCCAAUCUUUAUACAUAAAGGGAAUCAAUUUGACUUCACCUGCAAUGGCAACAGCUAUGCCAAACCUUGCACCAGGACUCAUCUUUCUCAUAGCUUGGGCUUUUGGAUUAGAGAAGGUGGAGUUGAAGUGCAAAUACAGCAAAGUCAAAAUUGUAGGAACACUAUUGUGCAUAACAGGGGCAAUUCUAAUGAGCCUAAUGCAAAGUAGCUCAAAUGCUCACAUACCAGAAAAAGAGGCUCAGUUUUCUUUACCAUCUCCACCACAUGAUGGUGAUGCUGACAUAUUUAAUGAAGAAAAGAUCAGGGGUUCAAUCUAUCUCGUGGCAGCAAUCUUGGUGUUAUCAAGCAGUGUUGUUUUGCAGGCAACAACAUUGGGAGAUUUUCCAGCACCAAUCUCCUUAUCUGCUAUAACUUCCUUCAUAGGCAUGACAUUGACUGUAAUUGUUGAGUUGGUUCAAGAACAUUGCUUGGAGAUUGGAUUUCCCUUAAAUAUCCGCGACUUGAUUGGUUAUUCCUUACUGGCAGGAAUAGUAAGUGGAGCAUGCAUAAGCUUUAACAAUUGGGCAAUGAAGAAAAGAGGGCCAGUUUUGGUUUCUGAUUUUAGUCCCAUUGGAACUGUGUUAGCAGUUGUUCUCUCUACAAUCACCUUAAGGGACUCAAUCACUCUUGGAAGCCUUGCUGGUAUGUUUUUGAUGUUCAUCGGUCUGUAUUUCGUGCUAUGGGCUAAAGGGAAAGAAGGGUAUUUGAUCAGUUCUUCUUCAAAUUCCUCAGAAAGUGAUGAAUAUGAUGUGGAGAAACCUCUUCUAAGUUAAAACUAUUCUUAUUGUUUCUUUCCUCUUGUUCAUUGUUUUGUAUAUACAUAUAGAAAAAUAUAAAGUAGACAGCCUAUUUUUAGUUAGUUUACAUAUAUAUAUGAUAUGUAUAUGCACUCUUGUUGAAGCUUAAGAGACUUCAAAGGAAUGCAAAGAGAAGAAAGGUUUAUUGAUAUAAGAGAAGGAACUAGGUUAUUCACAGUCUAGUGAUGUCUUUUAUUUGCAGUACACAUGAUAUUUUUCUUUGGAUGUUCGAGUUGAAGAUUAA